UCGUCCUCCCAGGCGCUUAUAGAGAGCAGCAGGUGACGGUGCCCGGAGCUCACUCUGUCCAGCUCUGCAGGAAUCCAGGGCCGAGUGAGAGGAAGAUGCUGCUGCUGACGCGGGUCGUGUUGCUCUCAGCGCUCUGCGCCGCGGCGCUCGGCUGCCCCCGCAUCGUCUCUCGCUCCCAAUGGGGGGCCCGGGCCCCAAAAAACAGGGUCCGGCUGAGGACCCCAGUGCCCUUCGUCAUCAUCCACCACACGGAAGGGAAUCCCUGCACCUCACAGGCCUCCUGCAGCCGGCAGGUCAGGGGCAUCCAGAACUAUCACAUGAACUCAAACGGCUGGUCCGACAUCGGCUACAACUUCCUGAUCGGCGAGGACGGCAACGUCUACGAGGGCAGAGGCUGGAGCACCAUGGGGGCCCACGCCAAGAACUGGAACCAUAAGUCACUGGGAUUCAGCUUCCUGGGCAGCUUCUCCAGCAGAGUGCCCAACAACGCCGCCCUGAACGCCGCCAAGAGCCUGAUCCAAUGCGCCGUCUCCAAGGGCUUCCUGAGCCGCAGCUACUUCCUGAAGGGGCAUCGCAACGUGAACCCGACCGACUGCCCCGGGAACGCCCUCUACAAGGUCAUCAGACAGUGGCCCAGGUUCAAAGCCUGAGUCCCUGCAGCCUCGGGGCAGCCCCUGACCCCGCCUGCGGCUUCUGCCUGCCCAAGCAGCACCUCCGCCCCCCAGCAGGGGGCAGCCUCGCGCUUCUCGCCCACCUGCUGCCUCCUGGGGCCUGGAGAGCAGGGAUCUGAGAGUUGGGGUUACGCUCCCGUCUCCCCUGGGCUCUGCUGCCGUCACCCCAGGGCUCAGAUUUCUAAUGGUGCCUUGGAGCCAACUGCCCCCCACCCCA
Chrysemys picta bellii (western painted turtle) is the source of this 888-nucleotide messenger RNA. RefSeq names its product peptidoglycan-recognition protein SC2. Gene Ontology annotation, molecular function: N-acetylmuramoyl-L-alanine amidase activity; zinc ion binding; peptidoglycan binding. Gene Ontology annotation, biological process: innate immune response; peptidoglycan catabolic process. Lineage: Eukaryota; Metazoa; Chordata; Testudines; Emydidae. The record is from RefSeq and is a predicted model, not a curated record.